This is a messenger RNA of Mycena citricolor, 749 nucleotides long. NCBI's taxonomy places the organism in Eukaryota, Fungi, Basidiomycota, Agaricomycetes, Agaricales, Mycenaceae. The record is from the annotation of a GenBank genome assembly.
GCGAUGGUCACCGCGAACAUUGCGAUCGGGGAGCUGGGCUGGGGCAAUCUGGAGAAGACGGAUCAGGACAUGAAGGAGAAAUGGGCCCUCGAACGCUUAUCCGAUGCUCUCAUGGAGAAGGGCGGACUUGUCCCUCUAUCCAAAAAAAAACGAGAGCUGCCCACUGAUGCUUUCUUACCCCCGACAUCUGCGACAGAGAUCUGGUCGCCCCUUCUCCAGGAGAUCCGGAAACUCCAUCCCAUCUUCUUCGCGGUUCUCUCCGACCGUAUCAUUGUUCAUCUGCUUACGGAUGCUCCCCGGGAAGCCAGCUUCGACGCGUCUAUCGCCCGUUGGGCGAUGUGGCUAGUGGACUCUGACGAUGCUGAUUUGAGGAAAGACCUCGCCAUCACGCUAAUCGUGGGCAUCGGUCCCGAUCGAGCGCACAACUGUGUCUCUGCAUCGGCUUUGCUGCAGGCCUUGUGCGGUGAUAACACUGACAUGGAAGCUGCACUGUCGCUCCUGCGCCCAGUACCGGGCGUGGUUUCCAGUUCUGUUUGGACGCCGGAGGAUAUCAAUGUGAUGCACGAACGGCUUGUUUCGCUUCUGGCAGCGUCCGAGGACGAUCAGUCCCCAGACACUCCUUUCUUGUCGGAGGCAGAGGGUUUCGUCGCAGCUGAGCAGCUGCCUGCGGGCUGGCGCCUUCUGGAUAGUAAAUGGACAGUUUGCCCCAUUGGAAUAUACCAUUCCGUCUGAUUGUGACACUGUUACGC